This is a messenger RNA of Cynara cardunculus var. scolymus (artichoke), 1776 nucleotides long. Its product is annotated as beta-hexosaminidase 2. Gene Ontology annotation, biological process: carbohydrate metabolic process; glycosaminoglycan metabolic process. Gene Ontology annotation, cellular component: membrane. The transcript has 2 exons. Gene Ontology annotation, molecular function: beta-N-acetylhexosaminidase activity. Bases 1 to 1716 code for a protein of 571 amino acids. The record is from RefSeq and is a predicted model, not a curated record. Lineage: Eukaryota; Viridiplantae; Streptophyta; Magnoliopsida; Asterales; Asteraceae.
AUGAAUAUUUAUUUAUUUUUAUUAUUAUUUAGUUUCCAGUAUGUUCACUCAAUUUCAGCCGUUGGAUCUCCGAUCAACAUAUGGCCCAAACCUAGAAUCUUCACCUGGACCACCCCACAGGCGAUCCCUUUCUCCCCGUCCUUCACCAUAUCUUCACCAUCCCACCCCUACCUAACUUCCGCCGUUAACCGUUACCUCCGUCAAAUCCAAGCCGCUCACUACAACCCUUUGGUCGUUCCGCCCAUCAACGUCACCGUCUCCCUACCGUUACAAACCUUAACCAUCACCGUAUCGGAUCUCGCAGCGACGCUCUCACAUGGCGUCAAAGAAUCCUAUACGCUCACCGUCCCGUCCAACGACGCCUCCGCUAUGCUCACGACAGCGACGCCUUGGGGAGCCAUGAGAGGGCUAGAGAGCUUCUCGCAGCUGGUGUGGGGAAACCCUGCCGUAGUGGCGGCAGGAUUGGUGAUCUCGGACUGGCCUAUGUUCGAGCAUAGAGGGAUUCUUCUGGAUACUUCGAGGAAUUACUAUGGUGUUGAGGAUCUGUUGAGGUUGAUUGGGGGUAUGAGUGCGAAUAAACUGAAUGUCUUCCAUUGGCACAUCACGGAUUCGCAUUCGUUUCCGUUGGCUUUAAAGUCGGAGCCGGAACUUGCCGGAAAAGGAUCUUACGGGUCGAGCAUGCAGUAUUCGACGGAGGAUGUAAAGCGGAUCGUCCAAGUCGGGUUGGAACACGGAGUCCGAGUCAUUCCGGAGAUCGAUAUGCCAGGACAUACGGGAUCAUGGGCUGAAGCUUAUCCGGAGAUUGUAGCUUGUGCCAACAUGUUCUGGUGGCCGGCAGGGUCCCCAUGGGAAGAUCGGCUUGCAGCCGAACCAGGAACUGGUCACCUGAACCCGUUAAUACCCAAGACGUACGACGUUGUCAAGAACAUCGUCAAAGAAAUGACAACCCUGUUCCCGGAUUCAUUUUUUCAUGCCGGAGCCGAUGAGAUCAUUCCAGGUUGUUGGAAGGCUGACGACACCAUCCAAAAGUAUCUUGCCAGUAACGGGACUCUCAGUCAGGUCCUCGAGAUCUUCAUCAACUCGACCAACCCUUACAUUUUGUCGCUUAACCGAACCGUCGUCUAUUGGGAGGAUGUUAUUCUCGAUGCUGAAAUCAAGGUGAAUCCUUCGAUUCUCCCUCCCGAGACCACCAUCAUGCAAACAUGGAACGGUGGCCCGAACAACACAAAAAAACUGGUGUCAGCCGGUUACCGAACUAUAGUGUCCUCCUCCGAUUACUAUUACUUGGAUUGUGGACACGGGGAUUUUGUCGGGAAUAACAGUGCUUACGAUCAACCACCGGGUUUCGAACAGGGAAAGGGCGGAUCAUGGUGUGGGCCGUUCAAGUCAUGGCAAUUGAUAUACAAUUACGAUAUAACAUACGGGYUAAAMGARACCGAGGCAAAGUUGGUCUUGGGUGGGGAGGUGGCUUUGUGGUCCGAGCAGGCAGACCCAACAGUUCUUGAUUCACGGAUUUGGCCUCGAGCCUCGUCUAUGGCUGAGGUGUUGUGGUCCGGGAAUCGGGAUGAGACCGGGAAGAAGAGGUAUGCGGAGGCCACAAAUAGGUUGAACGAGUGGAUUAACCGAAUGGUUAGCCGAGGGGUGAAAUCCGAACCAAUCCAACCGCUAUGGUGCAUUCGAAAUCCCGGCAUGUGUGAUACCCUUAACCCCGUCUGACAUUUUUAUAUUCGAAAACAUGUCGUUAUGAUUAAAAGAUAAAAAAAUUACGAGUGAUUU